AUGGCAACUCCACAACAAAGGCAAGGGGCCCUUAACCUCCCACCUGCCAGCCAGGCCAGCCAGGCAAGGGCUGUUAGGAGAGAGCUUGGAGGCCAAAGGCUACAGGUGACUCAGGUGUCUGAGGAGCUUCGGGAGAAGAGGGCAGCCAUCCCAGAAGUGAUUCUGGAGGUAGGGCCAGAAGCCAAAAGCAGAGAGUGGAAGGACCAUCCUGAGUCACCUGGCCCCAGCCGCAGCCAGCUCGUGGGUCUUCCAGCCGGCAGGUCCACGGCUGGCAGGCCUGUGCCCUCCGGUUACGAGGAGGAGGAGGCUGCCAAAGACCAUGGGCUGAAACAAUCACCAGCGCAGCCUCCAGGCCGUCUGCCCAGCAUCGAUGAGACCCGACCAGACGGCACGGGCCCGGCCUCCCGCCGUGGCUCCGUGCUAGGUCCCGCCUCGUCCUUUUCGCGCCGCAACUCGCGGGCCGGGCCAGGCGCAGGUCUUCGGGGUCGGCGCCCAUCCCUGGGCCCCUUGCCCCCUCUAGGCUCGUGGGUCAGCUCCUCUGGCUUACCCCUGGCGACCGCCCGCUGAGCAGCGCCCUCGUACCGCACGGAGUCGGCGCCACGGGAGCGCUGUGAGGCCGCGUACACACAGCAGGCCCUGGAAGCGGCGUUGGAGGCAGGAUUGCGCGAAGCGUGCUCCUCCCACGCCGAGGCCGGGCAGCUGGCGCCGGAGCUGUGUGAGCUGGUGCACGUGCGCCUGCGCCUGCGCGAGCUCAGCCCGCCGCGCUACAAGCUGGUGUGCAGCGUGGUGCUGGGGCCGCGUGCCGGACAGGGCAUGUGCGUGGUCAACCGCGCGCUCUAGGACUGGGCCCGCGACAGGCUGGCCACGGCCGCGGUCACCAACGCCUCCUUCUUCGCUGUGGCCACGGUCCACAGGCUCUACUGCGAGUGA
This is a messenger RNA of Globicephala melas (long-finned pilot whale), 930 nucleotides long. It is a transcript of the gene DYNLT4, whose product is annotated as dynein light chain Tctex-type 4. Gene Ontology annotation, biological process: microtubule-based movement. NCBI's taxonomy places the organism in Eukaryota, Metazoa, Chordata, Mammalia, Artiodactyla, Delphinidae. Gene Ontology annotation, cellular component: cytoplasm; cytoplasmic dynein complex. Gene Ontology annotation, molecular function: dynein intermediate chain binding. The record is from RefSeq and is a predicted model, not a curated record.